GCCCCACAUGCGACGAACCGCGCUUUAAUGAAGAGAGUAAGAGCUAACAUCGUGUAAGUAUGCAAUCUUCUUCGGCCAUAUCAGUGUCAUCAAGAACCUGUUGAGUAUGGGCCUUAGCCUUGACGACAUAUACUCUGAGACCUUGGGCAGUUCUUGGAUCUUAUUCGAUGGUGCUUCAGAAGAGCAAGAGACCAUGCUGGAACUGUUCCAUAUGUGGCUCUACAUAUGUGGGCUUGAUCAAGACAUGGAGGCAUUCUUCGUCUCCGAAGGCGAACGCUAUCAAACCAAGUUUAACGUCAUCUCGAGCUUCGUUUGGAAGCUACCCGAAGCAAAUCGGAUCAUGGCGACAAGAAGGAACAUUGCAUACUACAAACUCCCUCCUAAAUCACGCUUCGCUUGCUUGGGAUGGCAAUCAAUCGAUCCUCAGGUCUUGCUUAAUGACAUACAUCAUGGCGAGGGCCUAAAACCUGCGGAAUUCAGCGUGGUCUUUGAUGGGCCAAAGGAAAGUUCUAUGGAGAGCUUUGUCAACGCGUACGUCAACUUCCUGUUUGACACUGACAAUGAUCACUUGGAAUAUUGCCAACCUCUGGAGACACAUGCACCAGCCCACCCUUGGCGGCAUCUCGCGCAAUGGGUUCUUAGGGGUGUGGCGCCAGAGAGGCUUAGUAGAAAAGCAUGCCUCGAUGGGUAUUCCAUCACAGCGACUACUCUUUUCGCCCUCUUCCUCCACGUGGAGGAGUGCUUGACGUUUUCGGGUCAUCAAGGAUGGGCUGCGAAGCUGCGAAUGGCACAGUUACUGUCCUCAUGGCUGGAAGACGCGGAACUGGCAGGUCUAGACCUAGGAGAAUAUGGCAGGCAAGAAUCGGAGAUCUUCAUGGGCUGUGACCAGUUGCGUCUUCGAAGAUGGUUCGAACCAAUCGGUUGGGACGACCGCGAAGACGAUUGCGAAGACGUAACCUCUCCGUCUGGGUUUCGGUUGCAGUCGUUUACUUACGGACCGCAUCCUACAGAUUGGGCACUGCUUUGGAUUCUGGAUGCUGAGGAGUACGCAGGAGAGUUCUGGGAUAAUAUCGAGAUCCCACCUUCAGUCAUUCCAGGCGGUUGGGUUGAAGACGGAAUAUGAUUCAUUUUCUCGGUUCUCUAACAUGGCUGUACUCCUUCUCUGACACACUGAUCGAAGAGAUUUGGCAUCGAACGGCGUGACUAGAGAGAACUUGGGCGUUGCAUUCUUUGAAGAAUGUCCUUGUAUGUGAUACUUUAGCAUGCAGAUGCUUUCAGAUUCGAUUAUGGGGAAUUAGCUGCACGGCGGUCGUUUCUUUCAUUUUCGAAGACAUGUGGCUGUGCAGGUGCUUGAGUGCCGUUUACCCUUCCAGUCUCAGACAAUUGCAGAUGCAUUGAACGCUAGCCAUACAUGCUACUCACCAUCUUCCCGCUCCAGGUCGAGUUUCGA
Colletotrichum acutatum is the source of this 1450-nucleotide messenger RNA. RefSeq lists its product as uncharacterized. The record is from RefSeq and is a predicted model, not a curated record. The transcript has a single exon. The coding region runs from base 107 to 1123 and encodes 338 amino acids. NCBI's taxonomy places the organism in Eukaryota, Fungi, Ascomycota, Sordariomycetes, Glomerellales, Glomerellaceae.